AUGGUCAGGUUAGAGUGGACGUCACUGACUUCCGACGCGAAUUCUAUCCUCGCGAAGCUUGCACCGACGAUUCUAGCUGCGAUACUGUGUGGUUUCGUCAUUCCUCGAAUCAUUCGCUGGUUCCAAAUCUGGAACGCUCUCAGAGCUCUGCCGGGCCCGUCGAAGGACAGCUUGCCCUUCUGGUUCAUUCUGACGCUCGCCAGAAGCUACGUCCGGGACAAGAUACAACUGAAGGAUUCUACAGCAUGGGUAUUCGAUCAAAUUCGAGUUCACUGUGAGCGGUACGUGGGAAAGACUUUCAAAGUAUACAUUGGUAUGACACCAUUGGUCGUCGUUCACACACCGGACGCGACAGAGGCGCUGCUUUCUAGCACUACAAACCUCCGGAAGCCAUUCCUGUACGAUUUUCUGGCGGGCUGGUUAGGAAAACAAAGCAUGGUGUUGGCCACCGGCAGCAUAUGGCGCUUCAAACGGAAGUUGAUGACCCCGGCGUUUCAUUUCUGAAUUCUGGAGAACUACAUGGCCAUUUUCAACCAGAAUGCCGACUUGCUCGUCCGCCGCCUCUGUUCCUUCGUCGACAAGGCUCCGAGCGAACCGAUUCGACUGUUCGAGAACACGCAGAAAUGCGCCCUGGACAUCAUCGGAGAAGUCACGAUGGGAGCCAAGCUUCACGUCCAAGAGGGCAAAAACUUAAACUUUAUGAGCUCCUUCAAUAGUGCUUCUCUUCUCGUCGGUCUCAGGGCACUGAGACCAUGGCUCUGGCUGCAGUUCAUCUACGACCAUACGUCCGAAGGAAAACUCUUCAAGAAAAACAUGAAGGAAAUCGAAUCAUUCACGCAUUUUGUGAUGCUGGAGCGUAAAGAAAAGCUCGAAAAAAUCGAAGCCAUGCGAGAGUCAGAUUUUCAAGAUGAUGAAAUUAAGAUGUCGAGAACAGAUCCAACGCUGAUGAACCUUCUGCUGAGGGCGCAUCUUCAAGACAACAAGUAUACCGAGGAGGACGUCAAAAAAGACAUUGACACGGUGUUUGGAGCGGGAAACGACACAACCACAUCAGCCACUUGUUGGACCCUUUAUCUACUUGGGCUUAAUUCGAAGAUACAGGCAAAGGUGCACCAUGAACUGGACGAAAUAUUAGGGAGGGACACAGAUCGAGAGAUUACGACCGAUGACCUUAGACGAAUGAAGUACCUCGAGUGCUGUCUAAAGGAGGGCCUGAGACUGUAUCCGUCAUUUCCGUACAUUGGGAGGGUACUGGACCAUGACCUUGAAAUAGAUGGCUACAAGAUACCAAAAGGCGUGUCGUGCUUCGUUAAUAUAUAUAGCCUCCACAGAAAUCCGGAGCACUUCAAGAAUCCCGAAGAGUUUGUUCCGGAUCGAUUUAUGGGUCACGAGACGACAAGGCGACACCCCUUCAGCUACAUUCCAUUCUCUGGAGGCCCAAAGAACUGUCUUGGGCAGAGAUUCGCGACGGUUGAAUCCAAGCUACUGUUGGCGAAGGUACUUUCCAAGUUCACGAUUGAAUCCACGAGGCCGCUGGAGCAGAUCAAGGUGACGUUCGAAGUAAUCAUAAGAGCCAGAGGAGGACACCAAGUGUGGCUUCGAAGACGAACACAGAUGGACUCGUUUCAGCAACUCAAUUAA
Ixodes scapularis (black-legged tick) is the source of this 1641-nucleotide messenger RNA. RefSeq names its product cytochrome P450 4V2. The transcript is spliced from 11 exons. Gene Ontology annotation, molecular function: iron ion binding; oxidoreductase activity, acting on paired donors, with incorporation or reduction of molecular oxygen; monooxygenase activity. Lineage: Eukaryota; Metazoa; Arthropoda; Arachnida; Ixodida; Ixodidae. The record is from RefSeq and is a predicted model, not a curated record.